AUGGCAAUGUUUUCCAUUCCGUGGGUUUUUACCUUUGGCAUUCUAGGUAAUAUGAUCUCCUUUAUGGUCUUUCUUGCUCCAGUGACAACAUUUUAUAAGGUGAUCAAGAAGAAAUCAACUGAAGGGUUCCAAUCACUCCCUUAUUUGGUUGCGCUUUUCAGUUCCAUGCUGUGGCUAUACUAUGGUUCACUUAAGUCCGGUGCUUACCUUCUCAUCACCAUCAACUCAGUUGGUUGUGUCAUCGAGACCAUUUAUGUUGCAAUUUACAUUGCUUAUGCACCAAAGACAGCCAGGAUUUCAACUUUCAAGAUACUUGUUUUAUUGAACUUUGGGGGAUUUUGGCUGGUUCUUCUUUUAUCCCACUUCUUAGUAAAAGGAUCCACCCGAAUCCACCUACUUGGAUGGAUUUGUCUUGUCUUUUCUGUGAGCGUAUUCGCAGCACCUUUGAGCAUUAUGACACAGGUGAUACGCACCAAGAGUGUGGAAUUCAUGCCAUUUUCGCUGUCAUUUUUCCUCACACUAAGCGCUAUUGUGUGGUUCUUUUAUGGUUUACUACAAAAAGACUACUUUAUCACGCUUCCAAAUAUUAUUGGUUUCAUCUUUGGGGUACUUCAAAUGGUUCUGUAUGUGAUAUACAACAAGAAAGAAACAGAGGAGAAACUAGCUACUACUACUACUACUCUGAAGCCAAGCACCACCAAGACUUGUGAGAUACUUCCAGUAUGUUCCAUGCCUAGCUCUGAUGAAAACCAUACUGAUCAUAUCACAGAUGCUUCCUUUAAUGUUUAA
Cornus florida is the source of this 789-nucleotide messenger RNA. Its product is annotated as bidirectional sugar transporter SWEET15-like. The transcript has 6 exons. Gene Ontology annotation, cellular component: membrane. NCBI's taxonomy places the organism in Eukaryota, Viridiplantae, Streptophyta, Magnoliopsida, Cornales, Cornaceae. The record is from RefSeq and is a predicted model, not a curated record. Gene Ontology annotation, molecular function: sugar transmembrane transporter activity. Gene Ontology annotation, biological process: carbohydrate transport. The coding region runs from base 1 to 789 and encodes 262 amino acids.